Syngnathus acus (greater pipefish) is the source of this 1206-nucleotide messenger RNA. RefSeq names its product TIP41, TOR signaling pathway regulator-like (S. cerevisiae) (gene tiprl). The coding region runs from base 290 to 1093 and encodes 267 amino acids. Gene Ontology annotation, biological process: TOR signaling. The record is from RefSeq and is a predicted model, not a curated record. Gene Ontology annotation, cellular component: cytosol. Lineage: Eukaryota; Metazoa; Chordata; Actinopteri; Syngnathiformes; Syngnathidae. The transcript has 8 exons.
ACGACGGGACUAUUAAUACGACGGGACCAUUAUUUACAACGCAGUGGUUAUUUUGCUGUGAACGGCAAGUCCUCACCUGACUUUUUUUUUUUUUUUUUGCGCAUGUACAAGUACCGCCUCGUAAAAAGUGUGCCAGCUCAUAUGCUGCAUUUGAUGAAGGUGGUGAAGCGGAUUUCGUCCACUAGCAUUUACCCAGUUAGCAUCUCAAAGCGUUCGAGUCGAUGGCUGAUUCCGAUGGAUUGUUUUUUGUUCUCAUCAUUCUAAGUCGGAUGCUGGCCUACGAUAUAACAUGAUUUCCCAUGGUUUUAAGAGCAGCAAAAAGGACUUUACCUUUGGCCCUUGGAAAGUUACAACUGCCAAAAACCAUAUCAUGAAGUCCAAAGACAUUGAAAGAUUAGCACAAGAGUUGAACUUGCCUGCCCUUCCCGAAAUGUUAUUUGGUGACAACAUCCUGCGCAUCCAACACAGCGGUGGCUUUGGAAUUGAAUUCAAUGCCAUUGACGCCCUGAAGAGAAUCAACAACUCUGACGACGCUGUACAAGUGGCUUGUGCUCGACAAUGGCAGGAGAGCAGACUUGCUUCUGAACACGCUCAAGAGGUGGUGAGACCAUACGACUGGACAUUCACCACAGAUUACCGAGGCACCCUAAUAGGAGAAGAAAGGCAGUUAGAGGUGACCGAGACUACAGAAAGAAUCAACUUGGAGAAGCUGAGGGCCCGUGAACAGAUUGUGUUCUUUGAUGAGGUCCUACUGUUUGAGGAUGAGCUGCACGAUCACGGGGUCUCAACGAUAAGUGUUAAAAUUAGGGUGAUGCCCACCAGUUUCUUCACAUUGCUGCGUUUUUUCCUGCGAGUGGACGGUGUGCUGAUAAGACUAAAUGACACGCGGCUGUACCAUGAGGCUGGACAGAAGUACAUGUUACGAGAGUUCUGCACAAGGGAAAGUAACAUAGCAGAAUUAAAGAAUGUUCCUACCUCGCUCUACACUGAUCCUAAUGAAAUUGCUCAACAUUUAACCUUCAAGUUAAGACAAUGUGAGAAGUUGAUACUUCCUGAGCAGGAGCAUGAUGCCAUUAAUGAAGACCUUAAAUGACCACUUUAUUCUUCUGUGUUUACUUAAGUAACAGAAUGAACUAUCUAUAAAGUAGAAUUGGUAACAAAUGACUUAUUCAAACAAUAAAUAAUAGAUACCAUUGUGUAUAAAGU